UUGCCAUUAUACAUGGAGGGGAAACCAGCCUGUAAUGAAAGCAGCUUCUCAGACAUGGCUGUGGCAUUGCUCGGCCGUAGAACAAAUAACUCGGAAACACACCCCGUUUCUUCUCUUUGUGGGAACCUUUAAGCUGCAUGGUAGUUUUCUAAUUUCCCUCCCUCCCCAGCAGCUCUCCUUGCUUUCAGCAUGUGUUGCUCCUGGCUCCAAGGAGUGAAUUUUAACGCCUCCCCUGCUUCUUUCAGAGAUGGCGGAUUCCUAUGCCUGUAAAGGUGGAAGGAAAACUGCAGGCUCUAACAAACCCGCUGCCAGCAAAGAAAGCAGGACAGAGACGAGGAUAAACCCGCCAGCAGAGCUGCCCAAGCUCGGAAAUGCAACCAGUGACAAAACCGAAGGCAGGAAGAAAGGACGACCCAAGGCCGAGAACCAGGCGCUGAAAGACAUCCCCCUCCCCCUGAUGAACCAGUGGAAGGAUGAAUUCAAAGCCCACUCCAGGGUGAAAUGUCCCAAUUCAGGCUGCUGGCUGGAGUUCCCCAGCAUUUAUGGCUUGAAGUACCACUAUCAGCGCUGCCAGGGGGGUGCUAUCUCAGAGAAGCUGACCUAUUCGUGCUCGUACUGCGAAGCUGCCUUCACCUCCAAAACCCAGCUAGAAAAGCAUCGGCUCUGGAAUCACUUGGACCGGCCAGUGCCAACCAGCAAAGCAGAAAACAAAGUGCCGAAGGCCAUUGGGAAGAGUAGUGGCAAGAAAAGAGCUGCUGAGAGUUCAGCUUGCCCCACCAUCCAUCCCAAACAGGCAAAGACGGAAAAAGCCGUGGCCCAGGACCACGCUGAGAAUGGCGAGUGCCUGGCAGAGAGCCGGGAGAGCAAGGAGUUUCAGAUCGCAGCAGCGGAGGCAAUGGCAGCCGCCACCCCCACGGCGAAGUCCUCGAGUGGCAAGGAUGUGGUGCAGCAGGGGGGCAGCCAGGCCUCACUGCAGGAGGAAGACCCCGAGAGGAUGAAGCACAGAAGGAAACAGAAAACUCCUAAGAAAUUUACGGGGGAGCAGCCAUCCAUCUCGGGGACAUUUGGACUGAAAGGUCUGGUCAAAGCAGAGGACAAGGCGAAAGCCCAUCGAGCCAAGAAGCUGGAGGGGAACACCAACAUGGAGGAGCUGAAAAAGAAACCCCCAGGAGCUGGCGUGAAGAAGGAAGCGGCUGUGCAUCUACCAGCAGCAAAUCCUGAGGACCAGUGGCAGCGGGAGAUCAGCGAGAAGGGAGAAGUCGCCUGUCCAACCUGCAGCGUGAUAACCAGGAAAACUGUUGUGGGGCUCAAAAAGCACAUGGAUGUCUGCCAGAAACUGCAGGAUGCCUUGAAGUGUCAGCACUGCAAAAAGCAGUUCAAGUCCAAAGCUGGGCUGAAUUACCACACCAUGGCUGAACAUGUCAGCAAGCCUGUUCCUGUGGAAACUGAAGAGCGGGAAAGGCUGAGGAAAGUGCUAAAGCAGAUGGGAAAACUGAAAUGCCCCAAUGAGGGCUGCGUGGCCAACUUCUCCAGCCUGAUGGGGUACCAGUACCACCAGAAGCGGUGUGGGAAGCAGCUCGCUGAGGCUGACAAGCCUGUCUUCAGCUGUCCACACUGUGGCAAGAAGUACAAAUCCAAGGCUGGCCACGACUACCAUGUGCGGUCAGAACACACGGCCUCGGUGAGCCCCCCGGAUGCCUCCACAGCCCGAGGAGCGGGGCCGUCCCCCCCUGGGGGUGACUGCAGAGCUGCAGAGCCUGUGGGCAGGACAGAGCCGGGCAGGGCCGGGCCGGGCAAGCCUCCGGAGGAGCCAGAGGUGAAGCCAGAGCCUCACCCCAUAGAAGAUUUCGAAAGGACCCCGAGCGGCCGCAUCCGUCGGACGUCAGCCCAAGUAGCCGUCUUCCACCUUCAGGAGAUAGCGGAGGACGAGCUCGCCAAGGAUUGGACCAAGCGGAGGAUGAAGGACGACCUGGUGCCUGAAACGAAGCGGCUUAAUUACACCCGACCAGGGCUUCCAAAGCUCAAUCCGAGGCUGCUGGAAAACUGGAAGAAUGAAGUGAAGGAGAAGGGCCACAUCAACUGUCCCAAUAAUUGCUGUGAAGCCAUUUACUCCAGCGUCUCGGGGCUGAAAGCUCACCUGGCCAACUGCAACAAG
Molecule: messenger RNA, 2155 nt
Organism: Phaethon lepturus (White-tailed tropicbird)
Lineage: Eukaryota; Metazoa; Chordata; Aves; Phaethontiformes; Phaethontidae
Gene: ZNF512B
Product: zinc finger protein 512B
Exons: 14
Molecular function (GO): zinc ion binding
Source: RefSeq, a predicted model, not a curated record